AUGACGCCUUCUUCGUUAUCUUUCAUACUGUUGAUAUUCUCGUACGCAGUAUGCAACCUGUGUGUUCUUCUCACUGCGAUUUUUCAAUUAUACGAUGAAAACAGUCCUGUUAUAUUUUACAUUGAUAAGUUAUAUCUAUGGGUCUACAUGUAUAUUCAGCCAUGUGUUGUAAUUGGAUUGAUUGAGCGUUUAUGUGCUACUAUUUUCGUGAGCUCUUAUGAACAUUCAAGAUAUUGGAUCAUUUAUAUUAUUGGACAAGCUCUAGGGAUAGGAGUAGUAUACUAUGAAAACGUGUUGGUUGAAAAUGGAGAUUACAAUGAUACGGCGAAGAAUGUGCAGUUCGGAUUAUCGAUUUGUAUCUGCAUAUGUCUCGUUGUUUUAUUUUUUGUGAAUCGACACUUGACAUAUAACUCGCGACACAAAUCCACUCUGACUGUCAGAUAUCAGUUGGCUGAAAAUGUCAAAGCUCUGAGAACAUUCGUUCCAUUUGUAGUAGUUGACAAUUGUAUAUCAAUUCUCUUUGUUUUAUCAAUGUUCUUUUCCGAGGUGGAUUUCAAUAUUAACUUAAAAAUACUACUGCUAACUCAGUUGUUCAUGCCUCUCCUAGUUGUGAAGCAACAUUCUUCUAUUUGGAAUCAAGUGAAAUCUCAAUUAGCUCGACGACAACCAACAGUUCGACAGAGCAUCGAUGCCGACCAGAAUAACAAAGUGUUUAAAAUCAAUAACGUGCUCGGAAUGGAUAUUGCGGGAACUAACAUCGAUUAUUUUACUCAGCUGAAAGUUCAAUGGCUUACUUAA
This is a messenger RNA of Caenorhabditis remanei, 798 nucleotides long. RefSeq lists its product as uncharacterized. The coding region runs from base 1 to 798 and encodes 265 amino acids. The transcript is spliced from 7 exons. Gene Ontology annotation, biological process: sensory perception of chemical stimulus. Gene Ontology annotation, cellular component: membrane. The record is from RefSeq and is a predicted model, not a curated record. NCBI's taxonomy places the organism in Eukaryota, Metazoa, Nematoda, Chromadorea, Rhabditida, Rhabditidae.